GGGUGGGUAAAGAAUCGCAAAACGAUUAGAAAAGAGAGUUAAGAAAAGAAAGAAAAAAAGAAAGAAAGAAAAAAAGGAAAUCGAAAAAAAAAGAGCCAAAAUCACCAACACUAGGGAACUAAUUUUUUUUUCGCACUUUUUCCCCCCUCCUUUUCUUGUCUCUCGACAAUCGAACAGUUGACCCUCUCUCCCCUUUCGACCAUUUACAUAUCCGGUGGGGACACCGACCAAAUGCACGAUGAAGUGUUCGGCGGACCCAAGCGGUUGCCUUUCUGUCCAGACUCCAGCUAGCACGGGGAGCGAAACCUUUCCUGGGUAUGUUCCUUGGAGGCUAGAACUUCCUGGGUUCGCUCGUCGCCGGUUCUUCAGGAGCUCCAGGGGGGCAGCCGAGGCCCGCCCGUCCCUGUUUUUGAUUGAUGAAUCAAAACUCUUGAUCGUGGUUCGACCGGGGUUCAGACCACAGAAUAAUCCUUCGUCCAUUGCAUCGUCCGCACCAGAAGAGCCCGGACAGGGAUUCGGGCCUAUCGAAGACCCCGAAAAGAACCCGGGAAGCCUUUAUCGAAGCGAUCAGAAAGCAUCAGAAGGAAAGGCCGGAUCAUCUUCAGAAUCCGAGAGGUCAGACAGGCUAAGACGUCUCUCAUCCGCUAAUUGA
Aspergillus eucalypticola CBS 122712 is the source of this 652-nucleotide messenger RNA. RefSeq lists its product as uncharacterized. NCBI's taxonomy places the organism in Eukaryota, Fungi, Ascomycota, Eurotiomycetes, Eurotiales, Aspergillaceae. The transcript has 5 exons. The record is from RefSeq and is a predicted model, not a curated record. Bases 239 to 652 code for a protein of 137 amino acids.